AUGGUCAGGUGUGCAGUCAUCCCCAACAUCCCAGGUGACCUCACAUUCCACUUUUCAUUCAGCGCUAUAAAGGGACGGUACAUCACUCUGCGUCUUCCAGGCAGCGGGAGGACUCUUUGUCUCUGCGAAUUUGAGGUGUUCAUCGGAGACUACGAAUAUCCUCAACCCAACCUGGCACUGAAAGGAGACGCCACCCAGUCAUCGACGAGCUCCGUCUUCGUUGCUGCCAAGGCCAUCGACGGGAAUCGCAACUCCUACCUCCCAAAAGGGUCCUGUACCCACACAGAGUCAGAGACGGACCCCUGGUGGAGGGUGGACCUGGGACAAGAAUAUGAUAUCACAUCUGUCAAAGUCACAAAUAGAGGAGACUGUUGUGGUGAGAGACUGGAUGGAGCCGAGAUACGGGUGGGGAGCUCUCUGGAGAACAACGGAAACAACAACACCAGGUGUGCUUCCAUCCCCAGCCUCAGUGCCGGUAAAACCAAAACCUACCGCUGUGAUGGGGGCAGCGUAGAGGGCCGCUUCGUGAACGUGAUCAUCCCCGGGGACAGCAGGACGCUCACCCUGUGCGAAGUGGAGGUGUACGGUACCCUCGCAGAGAUCUGGAUUGACAACUCAAGAUGUGGAACUAUCUUGUCAACAACCGGGCCGUUGUCCUUCACCUUCAACUGUGCUGGCAUGACGGGUCGCUACGUACAAGUGUACAUUCCGAAAUACACUUAUUUGGCCCUGUGUGAAGUCGAGGUGUUUGCUUCCCUGGCAGCGCCAGAAGAUAAUGCUCCAUCCAACGUCACCGCUCCUCCUCCUCCUCCCACCGUGAGCGUGCUGUUGAGCGGCAGAAAAGUGACGGUGGUGGGAGAGCGGCUCGGCUGGUCCGACGCGCUGCUCUUCUGCAGACGUAACCACUGGGACCUGCUUAUCCUCCGCAGCCAGGAGGAGCAGAGCGAGCUGGAGCGGCUGCUGGGCAGCGCUGGGUUACCGCUCAGCGACCAUGUCUGGCUGGGGCUGCGCAGAUACCUAAUGGGCGACAUGUGGUUCUGGAUGUCUGGCGACGCCAUGCCGUUCACCAAAUGGCUGCGAGGCAGGGCCCCUUGGCGGCAGUCCGACCCCUGUGGAGGCAUCGGCACAGGAGAGCCCUUCGAGUGGGAGAGCCAGCCUUGUGACAAGCGCCUCAACUUCAUCUGCCAAUCAGAUACCGGGUUGGGAGCACGAAGGGUGUUCUUCGCGAGCACCAAAGUUCCUGAGGGCUGAUAAUAAUGGAACCUGUUCACCUGACAGCGAUUUUGAAACUUCCUGCACUUCUUUGAUGUCGACUAUAUGAUAAAAUAAGAUACAGCAUACCUAUUAGUUAUAACCACCUGAAAUCCCCUCCAGGGGGUUAGUCUCUCUGUAAUCACAUGUAACCACUUCUUGCAUUUCUGUUAAUAUACAGAAUAAUCAUAUUUGUUAAACAGAUCCUUUGUCUUUAUAAUGUGUGAAAGACCAUAGCGAUGUAACUGCUGAGCUAUCACCGGCAAUGUUCCCCACAUCGAGCGUAGUUAGAUUUGCAUUCACAACAACGAAGGAAAAUGCUUAUUUAUUCUGCAAUUUGUCUGAUUGACCUUGACGUAGGACGAAAAUAAAUGAAAAAA
This is a messenger RNA of Pungitius pungitius (ninespine stickleback), 1631 nucleotides long. RefSeq lists its product as uncharacterized. The coding region runs from base 1 to 1251 and encodes 416 amino acids. The record is from RefSeq and is a predicted model, not a curated record. The transcript has 9 exons. NCBI's taxonomy places the organism in Eukaryota, Metazoa, Chordata, Actinopteri, Perciformes, Gasterosteidae.